Myotis brandtii (Brandt's bat) is the source of this 515-nucleotide messenger RNA. Its product is annotated as glycine N-acyltransferase-like. The annotation marks the transcript as partial. Gene Ontology annotation, cellular component: mitochondrion. Gene Ontology annotation, molecular function: glycine N-acyltransferase activity. The record is from RefSeq and is a predicted model, not a curated record. The transcript has 4 exons. Lineage: Eukaryota; Metazoa; Chordata; Mammalia; Chiroptera; Vespertilionidae.
GCCUUUAAAAGAGCAAGUCCUGCAUUAAGUGCUUCAGCUUAAUGAUUUCUAUAGAAAAUUUACCAAAACACGCUUUGCAAGUCUGAGCUGUGCAUGCAAAGAUAAAGGGGAUUUUAUAUUCUGGGAAAGUCUGCUGCCUCCCAUCUGUUCCUGGGGACCAGUCUGCGUGGAGUUCACCUUCCAGGCUAAAAUACCUGCCAAGAUGCUCCACUUGCAGGGUCCACAGAUGCUGCAGAUGCUAGAAAAAUCCUUGAGGAAGAGCCUUCCUGAGUCCUUAAAGGUUUAUGGGACCAUCUUCCACAUGAACGAGGGAAACCCGUUCAAGCUAAAGGCUCUGGUGGACAAGUGGCCUGAUUUUAAUACAGUGGCUGUCCGUCCUCAGGAGCAGGACAUGGUAGAUGACCUUGAUCACUACACCAAUACUUACCAAAUCUACUCCAAGGACCCCAAGAACUGUCAGGAAGUGCUUGGCUUGCCAGAAGUCAUCAAUUGGAAACAGCAUUUGCAGAUCCAAA